GACACUUCAGUCAUGGUGACAUUCUGCUGGUUGUUUCCAAACAAUGACUUUUACCCCGGAUUCGUAAACAAUCGAAACAAGGGUUAGAAUUACUUGGCCUGUCGGAUUAAGCCAUAACGCCACCACAGUCGUUGGCUAACUAUUCCUGGGUUUGUUAUCUUUUCGAUCUUUACUUUCAAAUAUGGCAAAGGGAACAAGCUCAAAACUGAACAUCCCAAUAAUUCACCCGGAUCUUGGCAUAGGUGGAGCUGAGAGAUUGAUUGUGGAUGCUGCUGUUGAGCUUGCAUCCCAGGGCCAUAAAGUUCAUGUUUUUACUGCACAUCAUGACAAAAGUAGAUGCUUUGAAGAAACUGUUGCUGGUACCUUUCCAGUCACUGUGUAUGGUUCAUUUCUUCCUCGUCAUGUGUUCUACCGUCUUCAUGCGUUGUACCUUCGGUGCCUAUUUGUUGCUCUCUGUGUACUUUUCAUGUGGCAUUCAUUUGAUGUUGUACUGGCAGAUCAAGUCUCUGUAGUUAUUCCUAUUUUCAAACUCAAAAGGUCAAUAAAGGUUGUAUUCUAUUGUCAUUUUCCGGACUUGUUACUUGCUCAACAUUCAACUUUCAUUAGGAGGAUGUAUAGAAAACCAAUUGACUAUGUAGAAGAGAUAAGGACUGGUUUAACUUUAUAUCCAUGCUUUAUUAAUGGGGAGACACAUGCCUCAAUCAAUCGUCUUUAA
This is a messenger RNA of Vigna umbellata (rice bean), 715 nucleotides long. RefSeq names its product alpha-1,3/1,6-mannosyltransferase ALG2-like. The record is from RefSeq and is a predicted model, not a curated record. Gene Ontology annotation, biological process: dolichol-linked oligosaccharide biosynthetic process. Gene Ontology annotation, cellular component: endomembrane system. Gene Ontology annotation, molecular function: GDP-Man:Man(1)GlcNAc(2)-PP-Dol alpha-1,3-mannosyltransferase activity. Lineage: Eukaryota; Viridiplantae; Streptophyta; Magnoliopsida; Fabales; Fabaceae.